Messenger RNA from Photinus pyralis (common eastern firefly), 707 nucleotides. RefSeq lists its product as uncharacterized. The record is from RefSeq and is a predicted model, not a curated record. The transcript has 4 exons. Bases 79 to 573 code for a protein of 164 amino acids. Lineage: Eukaryota; Metazoa; Arthropoda; Insecta; Coleoptera; Lampyridae.
UGUAUACAUUUUCCAAAUAAAUUGAGGUGUGGUAUCAAUGAUAAGCGGUAUCUCGCACUUAGUGCAAGAUUAUGAUUAAUGUUUGGCAUAACAUUCAGUAAUAAUAUCACAGAACACCGUCAAAAGUCGAGAGUAAUGACCGGGUACACAUGGGUGGCUUCGUCCCAUGGACGAGCAGCUCCUCCUCGAGCAGUCCAGGCGGGACAAGAUGCGGACGGUAGUCUAAUAUAUGCAGGAAGAGCGUUUUUUCAUGGAGAUACGCUUCCGUGUAAAAUCGUUCCACAAAGAAGGGAGGCUUAUGUUUCACAUAAUGGCAGAGAACACAACGUAUCCAACUACGAGUAUUUAGUGGAACAGCACAUGCAAUGGGUUUCUUCAUCCGGAAGUUAUAUACCUCCUGGUGCCGUACCCGCUGGACACACCUCCAGUGGAGAAACACUGUAUCUCGGCAGAGUUCGUCAUGGAAAUAGUAUAACCGUUGGAAAGGUACAUCCAUCCCAUGGCUGUCUGUACAUCCCAUUUGGAGGCAAUGAAGUUAAUUAUAACAGUUACGAAAUUCUGGUUAUGCGGUAGUUUAGAUUGUGUCCUCAAGACGUACCUUCUCAAGGCCAAAGUUUCACUAGAUAAUCUGCAUUAUGUAAAUGAUAAACUGAUUAUUUACUUUUACCACCGGUUAUUAACCAAUUAAACUUAUAUUAUGAAAUGUG